This is a messenger RNA of Cuscuta campestris, 833 nucleotides long. NCBI's taxonomy places the organism in Eukaryota, Viridiplantae, Streptophyta, Magnoliopsida, Solanales, Convolvulaceae. The record is from the annotation of a GenBank genome assembly.
AAAAGACAGGUCGCCGAGUGCUUGGCUAGGGUUUUGAGAGAGUGAGAGAGGCGGAACUGCCGAUUGCCGAACUCCGCCGCCGCCAUGGGUCGUAUGCACAGCAAAGGUAAGGGCAUGUCCGCAUCGGCUCCGCCGUACAAGAGAACUCCUCCCAGUUGGCUCAAGGUCUCUUCCCAAGAUGUGGAAGAUAACAUUUGCAAGUUUGCCAAGAGAGGUAUGACUCCCUCUCAGAUUGGUGUCAUUCUGCGUGAUUCCCAUGGAAUUGCUCAGGUGAAGAGUGUCACUGGAAGCAAGAUUCUUCGCAUCCUCAAGGCACAUGGGCUUGCUCCUGAGAUUCCGGAGGAUCUUUACCACUUAAUCAAGAAGGCUGUAGCAAUCAGGAAGCAUUUGGAAAGGAACAGGAAAGACAAGGACUCCAAGUUUCGCCUGAUUUUGGUGGAGAGUAGGAUUCACCGGCUUGCUCGCUACUACAAGAAGACUAAGAAGCUCCCACCUGUGUGGAAAUAUGAAUCCACCACAGCAAGCACUCUUGUGGCUUAAGGCUUUAGCAGCUAGGGAGUGGAUUAGCUUCUGAUAAAUUAAAGAUUCUCUUUGAUGGGAAAUGUUUGUUGAACCAAGUGUUGUCAUGUAAUGGACUGCAAUUGUGUUGCUUGACAAUUUGUUAUCAGUUUGAGAAUUCUGCUUUUCUCAUUAUUCCUUUUUUUUAAUCUUAUAAUUUCACUUUCUGCAUUUACUUUUUUGUCCCUGUGAAAAAGAAAUACUUAUAUUGAAUGCAUGCUCCCACCACAGUUAUUUGAAGUCAAAUGUGUACUUCAUUGAGUUGAAGUUUGGGU